Liolophura sinensis is the source of this 613-nucleotide messenger RNA. RefSeq names its product otoferlin-like. The transcript has 5 exons. NCBI's taxonomy places the organism in Eukaryota, Metazoa, Mollusca, Polyplacophora, Chitonida, Chitonidae. Bases 3 to 569 code for a protein of 188 amino acids. The record is from RefSeq and is a predicted model, not a curated record.
CAAUGGCUCUUACCUUACACUUAAAGUAUGCGGAAAAUAUACGAGGGAAAGCAGACCGAUUGGCUAAAGUUACCUUCAGAGGAGUGUCCCAUUAUUCUAAAGUUGUGGAAAAUGCGGAGGAAACAGUGUGGUUUGAUGAGAUAUUCGAGUGGCCUGUGGCCCGUCCGAUUGAAAGUGAAGAGAUGAUUGACAUACAGGUAUUCAACUACAACAAGUACCUCAGUAACAGGUUGACAGGAACUUUCCGAAUGAUUCUCCAGGAGUUGGUAGAGGUUGGGAACGUGAAAGUGUCAGACUCCCUGCUCGAUGCAAACAAUGUGGCCAUGAAGACGUCUUUGACAUUUGAGCUAACAUACAAUGCCCCGGAUGGUUCGGUGGGGCUGUGGCAGAAAGAGGGUUUCGAGACCCUGAAAUCUGAUCUGAGACGAGGGCUUUCAGAAGAGGAACGAAAUAACCUGAAUCUGAGUGAUUCAGAAUCUCUUCCAUCCAGCCCUUCAAAAUCUUUGAGAACUUCAAGAACCAGCCUUGUAUCCAAGACAUCAGCUUCAGGGAAGACAUCAAGAAAGUAAGUGUCCCUGUCACUUGAGCCAUUUGGUCUACAUUCCUGUAUAUU